Messenger RNA from Trichoderma atroviride IMI 206040, 5344 nucleotides. RefSeq lists its product as uncharacterized. The record is from RefSeq and is a predicted model, not a curated record. NCBI's taxonomy places the organism in Eukaryota, Fungi, Ascomycota, Sordariomycetes, Hypocreales, Hypocreaceae. Gene Ontology annotation, biological process: detection of visible light; regulation of DNA-templated transcription; phosphorelay signal transduction system. Gene Ontology annotation, molecular function: protein binding; phosphorelay sensor kinase activity.
AUGGAGAUGCAUCGACAACUGGAUCCCGGCUCCAUCAAACGCAUCUGCGCUACCCAGAACCCUAAAUUAUUUGCGGACACGGCCGCCAGCAAUUCCCAUGGCUUCCGCAUAUGCGAUUCGCACAGCCUGCCAGAUCCAGGUAGCUUUCCCGGGUCUCGCGCUCGCCUCCGAGCCUGCUGGGUCCUGAAGUGCCCUUACACCAACUCGAACCCUCAGAUAAUGGACUUGUCGCGACGAGAUGAGUUGGAGAGCGCCCCAAGCGAACCCGUCUCGGCUGACGACGCCAGAGCAAAUGACGAUCAGACGCUCGCCUCAGCCAAGAGUGCAAGAUCCGAGCAUUUGUCAGGUUUCCAGUCACCUCCUCCAACUGACCUCGCUGACCGAGUGUUUCCAAUCCGCUCGGUAGUUCGCGUGGACCCUUUUACCGACGACGACCUGUUCCCCCACCUGGCCGAGGCUGACAAUCAAGGCCCUGGCAUACCAGUGCACCUGCUCAGCUCUGCCAACCGGCCAGAAUCUUGGAACGAUGCUCGAAGGCCAGAGCUUGAGCCCAUGUCACCAACAUCUCCAUCUUCAUCAGAUGACCGAGCUGCUCAAAUCCGCAAAAAAAGGGCCAUGAGUGGACCCUACAGCAGCCUCCAGGCGGAUGCCGUCCGUCACAGCUCGUCGACGCCUUUAAACUUGGACCUAGCUAUUUCAGAUAAGGAUGACGAUGAUGUCAAAAGCUCUGAAGACGGUGGUUCUUUAGUCCCGACCGAAGUACCUCUGAACCCCGAUGAUCAACCAUCAGACGAUUUCCAGCAUGUUGUAACUCCUUUUACGCACGUCAUAACUGACGACGGUCACGCCGUCAUCACUGGGAGAGACAGCGUUUUGCAAAGAUGUGAAGAAGAGCCCAUUCAUAUCCCAGGUGCUAUUCAGAGCUUCGGUGUCCUCUUAGCCAUGUGCGAGGAGAGUGAAGGCCAGUUCCUUGUGCGAUAUGUCAGCGAGAACUCUCAGAAUCUCCUCGGCCGCACGCCUCAGCAGCUAUUUGAACUUGCGAGCUUCCUGGAUAUCUUAAGUGAAGAGCAACAAGACAACCUCCUGGAUCAUAUCGACUUCAUUCGAGACGAGGACGCUGACCCUGCUGCUAAUGGACCAGAGGUCUUUAGCCUCUCGGUCCGAGGCCAAAGAGGAAUAAGACCUACAAAGCUCUGGUGUGCAAUGCACAUAAACCCUGCCCACCCCGAUUUGAUCAUCUGCGAAUUUGAAAGGGACGAUGAUCAAGAAUUUCCUCUCCGACCGCCGGAAGAAAAGACGACCCCUGUUACCCCUACGGAUACCCUCAACGGCAACCCUACAUCAGAGCAAAUUGGAGAAAGUACAGAGAUUCUAAGCAAGCCACUAAGGAUUUUACGGAGCGCCAGGAAGAAGCGAGGCGACCAGGGCGCAAUGCAGGUGUUUGAUAUCAUGUCACAAGUUCAGGAGCAGCUUGCUUCAGCCCCUGAUCUUGACAUCUUCCUAAAGGUCCUCAUUGGGAUAGUCAAAGAGCUCACAGGAUUCCACCGAGUCAUGAUAUACCAAUUUGACUCUUCUUGGAACGGAAAAGUUGUGGCCGAGUUGGUUGAUGCUUCCAAGACUUCAGAUUUAUACAAAGGGUUACACUUCCCGGCAUCUGAUAUCCCCGCACAGGCACGCGAUCUAUAUAAGCUGAACAAGGUUCGGUUGCUCUACGACCGAGAUUUGCAAUCCGCUAGAAUGGUUUGCCGGACGAAAGAAGAUCUCGACGUACCUCUCGAUAUGAGUCAUGCGUAUCUGCGGGCCAUGUCUCCUAUUCAUUUGAAAUAUUUAGCUAAUAUGGCAGUGCGAUCAUCCAUGUCAAUCUCCCUCAAUGCUUUUAACGAACUUUGGGGGCUGAUGGCAUGCCAUUCUUAUGGUAAUCACGGCAUGCGUGUCUCAUUCCCGAUUCGGAAAAUGUGUCGCUUGGUGGGAGAUACGGCCUCGAGAAAUAUCGAAAGACUGUCAUACGCAUCGCGACUGCAGGCUCGCAAGCUGAUCAACACCGCUCCAACCGACAAGAAUCCGACUGGAUAUAUCAUUGCAUCUUCUGAUGAUCUAUUACGGUUAUUUGACUCGGACUUUGGUCUGCUAUCCAUUCAAGGGGAGACCAAGAUCCUAGGGGCUAUUGAACAGAGCCAAGAAGCUCUGAUCACGCUCGAAUAUCUUCGAAUGCGCAAACUGACAUCGAUUGUUGCGUCUCAAGAUAUUACCGAGGACUUUCCGGAUCUACAAUACCCUUUGGGAUUUCAGGUCAUUGCGGGAUUAUUAUAUGUGCCCCUGAGUGUUGGGGGUCACGACUUCAUUGUCUUUUUCCGCAAAGGACAGAUUAAAGAAGUCCGAUGGGCUGGAAAUCCCUACGAAAAAAAGCUUCGAGAAGGCACCGCGGGCUAUCUAGAGCCUCGAGCAAGUUUCAAAACGUGGAGUGAGAUUGUUAUUGGUAAAUGUCGCGAAUGGGCUGAAGAGCAAAUUGAAACUGCGGCGGUUCUCUGUCUAGUCUACGGCAAGUUUAUCGAAGUCUGGAGAGAAAAAGAAGCCGCUCUACAAAACACUCGACUUACAAGACUUCUCCUGGCCAACUCGGCGCACGAAGUUCGCACACCACUCAAUGCUAUCAUCAACUAUCUUGAAAUUGCUCUAGAGGGGUCACUCGAUCAAGAGACUAGGGAUAACCUCGCAAAGUCUCAUUCGGCGUCAAAGUCGUUGAUUUAUGUUAUCAACGACCUCUUAGACCUGACUAAGACCGAGGAAGGCCAGCAUUUGACAGUCCAAGAAACUUUUGAGCUUUCUACUUGUAUAGAUGAGGCCACCGAUCCUUUCCGCGCUGACGCAAAACGGAAAAAUAUCGAAUACCAGAUCACAAAGCAUCCCGGGUUACCCAGGUUUGUUCGAGGUGAUAACCGGCGUGUUCGCCAGGUCAUCACAAAUGUUACGGCAAAUGCGAUUGCUCAUACAACUUCUGGCUAUGUUAACGUGGAUGUUCUCGUUUCCGAGGUCAGAGAGGAUCGGUCAGUCGUGAUACAAAUUGUGAUUGAAGAUUCUGGCUGCGGCAUGAAUCCCCAACAAACAGAAGCCCUCUUCCGAGACCUUGAGCAAGUUAGUACAGAGGGAUCGCCACUACAGGCGGCAAAUGAUGAAAAAAAUAAAAAGAUGAAGACGUUGGGACUUGGUCUAGCCGUCGUGGCUCGAGUCAUCCGAAAUGAAGGCGGUCAGCUAAGGCUUAGAUCGAAAGAAGGGGAAGGCUCGCAAUUCAUUAUUCAGUUACCCUUUCAACUCCCCGACGAAUUACCAGAUGCAGAGGGCGCUGGAUCUACCCAUAGCGCUAUUUCCUAUACCUAUGAGCUUUCGUCAACCAAGUCGCUACCCCUGGCGCAAGAGAACGAGAUUUUGCUGGUCGAUCACAGUAAAACUUCAAUGGCAGAUACGAUUUCCUUGGGACGACAGAGUCUUGAUAGCCACCAAAGUGUUAUGAGUCAAGAUGGAAGCCAGAAAAGCGACGCGGACCGCUUAAUCGACGCCAUUAAAACUCCUCUUUCAUUAGACAAAGCGGGAGACAAAGAUGUCGAAUAUUUCUCUGCUAAAGCUCAUACGUCAACCGCUUCGAACAGAAUUAGCAACACGAGCUUCGGAAGCUUCACAAACUUCACUGCUCCUCUAAAUGAACCUCCUACUCAAAAGAUUUCUAACAAUUACAAUGAUGAGGAUCCUGGCGCUUCCAAGGUUCGUGACUCGAAAGUACCAGUUCGAGCAAUCAAGGUACCGGACGAGUACAUAGAUAUACCUUCUUCUUUCAAAGCCGAGAAGAAGGUGGCGGGAGAUGGUUCCGAAGUUGAUACCGAUGCAACCGUAACGAAACGCCGGCCCAGUUUAGUAAGCAGUACAACGGCAGAGAGUAACGCCCUGCAUGUGCUUGUUGCAGAAGAUGAUCCUAUCAACAUGAAAAUCCUGAAGAAGAGAUUGGAAAGAGCCGGUAACAGCAUCCAUCAUUCAGUAAACGGACAGGACUGCGCAGAAACGUACAGUGACAACUCAUCUGCGUUUGACGUUGUCCUGAUGGAUAUGCAGAUGCCUAUUGUGGACGGUCUUACUAGUACAAAGAUGAUUCGAGAAUUGGAAACAUCAUCUGAGCACAAGGGCCUUUCGGCCUUGGCUUCGAAAUGCGGCCAUAUUCCCAUAUUUGCCGUAUCAGCCUCUCUAGUGGAAGAGUUGAAAAAUACCUACGUCGAAGCAGGCUUUGAUGGAUGGAUCUUGAAGCCGAUUGAUUUUAAGAGACUUUCGACGCUCCUAAAGGGCAUUUAUGAUGCUGAAACGCGAGAUUCAUGCAUCUACGUGCCUGGAGAGUGGGAAAAGGGUGGCUGGUUUACAGAGUCGACCAAGGAGGUCGUUGUAGGAACUAAUUGAAAAAGUAAUGAUAUUAACGAAAGCUUUCUCACUGUAUAAGGAUUAUAGGGAAAUGCAGGUAUACGAAAAUAUGUGGGCGUUGGGGUGUUGGGAUGAGAAUUGUUUCCUUUUGAUUGCUUUUUUUUUAUGAAUAGCUUUUACUUGGGCGAUAGACGAGCCAUUAUAGAUUCAUUUUUUGGGAGAUUACGGCAGGUCGGUCAUACACUAUAGCGGAUUCGAAGGGGGAGGAACUGGAAAUUAUGUCAUGGCAUAUGGUAUUUGGCAGGUAUAUGAAUUGCUACGGUGCUUUAGCUGAGCUAGAGCAUAAUAAUCCAUAAUAAGAGGCAUUAUAAGAAGAUGAGUUUAUGAAUAUCGUCCUUUUUAAAGCAAUUGAGACGCGAAUUUUGCGAUUCUGCUAGUUAUUGCCUUGUGAAGAUUUGGGCCAUCCAGUGUAUAUGCUAUUAUUAUUCAGUGAAAGGCUUUGAUGGUAUAGCUACCUAGCUUCUUGAACUGCAGCAGGAUAAAUCGAAAAUCAUAUGUCCAUGGGCCUGAUAGUCGGGUAUGAGAGACCGUACUUGAGCGGAGAAUGGAUAUUAAAGGCUCUGUUGGCCAUAUUGAUGAUUGCGAAUAAAAACGCAAAUGGUAUCUACUUAAGAUACAAUACUACUAACUAAAAUCAGACCUUCUACCUAUAGAACAUUUUAGAAUCAUUAGAAGUUCCUCUUUUACCCAACACUUCCUGGAAAAAAAGAAAAACAGAAGAAGAGGGGGUCAGGAACCAUGUACGUGUAAAUUGCAAGCCAUAUAACCAAUUCUCGUGCUUUCCCAAAGUAGUCAGCGUUCCCAAGACGAAAUGAAGGUAAGAAUAGGAGCUCAUUCAGUAUGAGAUCCAGAAAAAUAAAAAUAUGAAUACAAAAAUAGAAAAGAU